Messenger RNA from Gambusia affinis (western mosquitofish), 956 nucleotides. Its product is annotated as odorant receptor 131-2-like. The record is from RefSeq and is a predicted model, not a curated record. The transcript has a single exon. The coding region runs from base 1 to 924 and encodes 307 amino acids. NCBI's taxonomy places the organism in Eukaryota, Metazoa, Chordata, Actinopteri, Cyprinodontiformes, Poeciliidae. Gene Ontology annotation, molecular function: G protein-coupled receptor activity. Gene Ontology annotation, biological process: G protein-coupled receptor signaling pathway. Gene Ontology annotation, cellular component: membrane.
AUGUCUAAUAACAGCUCUGUUGCUGUUGGCUCUAUCCAGCAACAGAUAAGCUUCCGUGUUUUGCUCAUUCAGAUUUUGGUGGUUAUUUUUCUGUGCAUCAACAUGUUGCUCAUUGUGACGUUUUUCAAGAAGGAGUGCUUCCACACCAGCGCUCGCUAUAUUUUAUUUGCUGUGAUGUUGAUGUCGGACAGUUUUGUACUUGUACUUUCUAAUCUUAUGGUGGUUGUAAAUUUUCUUCAGUUCACCAUACAGGUGUGGUUGUGUACCGUCAUUUCCAUUGUCACGUUGCUCUAUUUUAUGGCCACACCUGUGACUCUGACAGCUAUGACUCUGGAGCGUUAUGUGGCCAUUUGCCUGCCACUGCGGCACGCGGAGCUCUGCUCCACACGCAGGUCAAUGCACUGCAUCCUCGUCAUUCACGGUAUCAGCUCCGUUCCCUGUUUACUGAUUCUCUCCAUAUUCUUUGCAACAGCUUCUUUGGAACUCUACCAACAAAGGGCGUUGUGUUCAGUGGAGAUGUUCCUUUUACAACCGUGGCAACGACACUUUUGGUCUGCCAUAAGUCAGUUUUAUUUUUUGAUCAUGUGCAUCAUCAUAGUUUUCUGCUAUAUUCAGAUUGUCAAAGUGGCCAAAGCUGCAUCUGGAGAGAAUAAACAGUCGACAAAGAAAGGAAUGAGAACGGUGAUUCUUCACACCUUCCAGCUGCUGCUCUGCCUCAUCCAGCUGUGGAGCCCGUUCACUGAAGCUGCUGCGCUUAAAGCUGAUUUUAAUUUGUUCAUGGACAUCCGAUACUGUAACUACUUAUUAUUCAGUCUGGCACCGAGAUGUCUGAGUCCUCUAAUUUAUGGGCUCAGGGAUGAAAUGUUUUUUCUUGCACUUAAAAACAAUAUUUGCCUCAGAUUUGAUAAAAGAUACACAUUCUAAUUGGUACUAAGGAUAAUGAGUACAAAGUGUGA